UAAUUAUGACAUUAAACAUAACCUUUCUUAUUCCAUAACUGUUAGUGCACAAUUUUAGGGUUUGUUUUGUAUAAAAAUGUUACAAUCUCGUUUGGUUGCGGCUUUGAAAAGCCUGAGUAUAGGCCAAGGAGUUUGUAGAAUCAGUGCUCAGCCCUUAUCCACUACAGCAGCAAAAUGUAGACAAGUUGAAGAUCGCAGGGAGAUGCUGAAGUCUUUGCCUGCAAUUGAUGAGGGUACAUCUGGAGAGAAAGCAGUUGAUAUUGAUUCAAUGAUACACCAUAAGGAUAUUUUCCCAAAUUUGGACACCCCUAACAUGAUGUUCAAUGGGACCCCAUUCAAGGAACUUCCUAUAUUUAAUAUCAGAGUGUCUUCAAAUAACACAGUUUUCAGUUUAACAGAUUAUAAAGGAACUCCAAAGAUAAUCAGAUCAUGUGGUAUUGAGGGAUUCAAGAAUGCUAGGAAAGGAACAAAUAUUGCAGCUCAGGCUACUGCUAUUAGUGUAGCAACUAGAGCUUUGGAGAAGGGUAUUAAAACAAUUCGCGUUAGAGUUAGGGGAAUUGGACCAGGAAGAAUGUCAGCAAUUAAAGGACUGCAAAUGGCUGGAAUGGAUAUAGUGUCAAUUACUGAUAGUACACCUGUCGCAUGGGAUCCUCCAAGGCCACGAAAACAGAGGAAGUUGUAAAUUAUAAAUUUUGUACAGUUUGCGUUAAUAAAUAGUUUAUUUGAAAGUA
Molecule: messenger RNA, 731 nt
Organism: Nicrophorus vespilloides
Lineage: Eukaryota; Metazoa; Arthropoda; Insecta; Coleoptera; Silphidae
Gene: mRpS11
Product: 30S ribosomal protein S11
Exons: 5
Coding region: 77-682 (201 amino acids)
Biological process (GO): translation; maturation of SSU-rRNA from tricistronic rRNA transcript (SSU-rRNA, 5.8S rRNA, LSU-rRNA); ribosomal small subunit assembly
Cellular component (GO): mitochondrial small ribosomal subunit; ribosome
Molecular function (GO): small ribosomal subunit rRNA binding; structural constituent of ribosome; mRNA 5'-UTR binding
Source: RefSeq, a predicted model, not a curated record